UUGUGCGUUGUCUUCUUCCUCCUCCUCCUCCUCGUCCAUUAUGUCUCAGGCAGACUUUAAUCACUUUACCUAUCUCGGUCCUGAGCAGCUGCGGAAGCUUGCUCGUAUAAUUUACUACCAAGAAACUGAGGCCAUUAAGAAUAUCCAGUUUGAAUACGAAGCCAAACUCGCGAAAUACCUCCGAGAUUGCAAAGCUUGUUACGAAUCGGCGAUAAGGCUUUUGGAUAGUGGUAGUAAGUUGGAGCCUUGGUUUAAUAAUGACGACAACGAUCGGGCUUCUAUUGCUCACGACAUCUACGGUUAUGUUGUAAACGCUACCAACCAUGCACUCCAGUUCGUGCGCAACUUUCGUGUGCGAAUGGAUUACGUAAACAAGAUUGAAAAGCAUGUCGACGGCCUUCGUGCUGAACUGGAUGAUGAUCUGACUAAUAUGGAAGAGCUGGCAAGAAAAGCUUCCACAUUCAGGAACGACAUGCUGGAGAUCGCCAGGGGUAGUCAAAGUCCAGCAUCACGCCAAUACUCCAGAUGGAUCAAGGAAACCGGCAAGUCGUUUGAAGAACUAGUGCAGAAGUAUCAGACAGACCUUGGAUACGGGGGACUUCUUUUCGAAGAACUGGAAGAUGUAGUAAAGAUACGGGUGUUCGGAAAAAUAAUAUUUGCAUCGGGGCGGGCAAAUAUUAAUGUAACCGCCUAUUCAAAGAUGUUUGGGGCUGCUGGCAUUGCUGUUCUUAUUUUUGCUACAGGAUUUAUGGUAUGGGACAUAUUUUCAGCAGAUAACCCUCUUCAAACGGCAGUGCGUGAUGCUGUAAUAACUGCAGCAUCAAUUGGUGGUGCGAUGAUAGGAGAACUUGUUGGUGUUGCCCUCGCGGCCAUGGUCACUGCUAAUCCGUUGUUAAUACUCAUGGCAGGAAUAACAGCGAGCAUUGCCGGAGCUUUUCUUAUUGGAGAAUUUGCCACCUGGUUGAUUGAUGUGGUUUUUGGGUCUGGAGGCCGUGCCUCAUUGAGCACGAUGGGCCAUCGAUGUUACGUCGCACAUUUGCCCGACGGCUCAGUUCUAGCACGCCGAAUUGCGCAUCAGCAAUCUUAAGAAAGUGAGGAUGUACAGAUCCUUAUCGAUUAUGAGCACUACUACACCCAAGUCUACAUAUUAUCCGUACUGAAUAAUUUGAGGCAUAUUUUAUGUCACACUGCUUUUAAUUUGUACCGUUUAUACGAAAGAUGUGGUAAUCCAAAAACCAAAUC
Malus domestica (apple) is the source of this 1242-nucleotide messenger RNA. The record is from RefSeq and is a predicted model, not a curated record. NCBI's taxonomy places the organism in Eukaryota, Viridiplantae, Streptophyta, Magnoliopsida, Rosales, Rosaceae.